CGCCCACUCACUCUGUCACUGUAUAUAAUUAGAGCUACAUAUAGACAUAGCUAUACAUAUAUACUACUAGAGAAUGGCUACUGUAACUCAAUUUCUCUGCUGUCUGCUGGGAAGUGUUUCUCUUGUGUAUGGACAACCUUUGAUUCGACUGGCAGCAUCCAAUGAGCCCCCUGACACUGACCACACUGGAGAGAUCAUCUCAUUCUCUGAUGUUGGAUCAGGAGCUGGCACUAAUCCACCACGCCCCUGGGUUUGCUUCACCGCACAAACUGGUAGUGUAUUGUGGCUGUUCCCCGAUGGGAGUGCAUUGCAAUUUGAAAGUAGAUCGUUGGCAGUUCAGGAUGAAGUGUUCAUCAGAGAUCUUCCUAAUUUUGGCGUUGCUCUGUAUCGUGGUCCCACACACUUCAGUCCUGAUGGAGAACACUGCUGUGUGAGGACUAACACAGCACUGAGGAGAUGUGUCACCUUCACUCCCUGCCCCACACUGAGUCCCCUGUCUAAUGGAAUGAUCUCAUACGAUGCAACCACCAACAUGGCCACCUACACCUGUGACCCUGGGUACACCAUCAGUGGAGCUACUCCGAUAACUUGUAUGAGUGAUGGUACUAGUGCUGGUACCUGGUCUCCAAUACCUGCAGCCAUUUGUACAAACUUUCCUAUGAUCACAGAACAACCAAGCAACCAGACAGAUAUCCCGUUGGGUCAAGAUACCACAUUCACAGUAACUGCUACUGGAGGCAACAUUACCUACCAGUGGCAGUAUGGUGGGAGGAACAUUGCCGACACUGCUGACAUGUACUCUGGCACCAACACAUCCACCCUCACUGUCAUCACAGUAGCUGCCUCUGAUGAGGGAGCUUAUACCUGUGUUGUGUCAAAUGGGAGUGUAAAUGUCACCUCUGACCCAGCAUUUCUAACAGUUGUGAUUGAUUGUGGCCCACUUGAUAACCCUGGUAAUGGAUCAGUGAGCACUCCUAAUACUACUCGUGGAAGUAUUGCUACCUACUCUUGUGACACUGGCUUCAAUCUGGAUGGAAAUAUGACCAGGACAUGUCAGGUUGAUGGAGACUGGAGUGGGACUGCUCCAACUUGUGAUAUUGUCAACUGUGGUGGCCCCCCUAACCCCUCCAAUGGAGCAGUGAACACACCCUCUGGAACCACCUUUGGGAGCAAUGCUACCUACAGCUGUAACACUGGCUACAAUCUGAAUGGAACAAACACUAGGACAUGCCUGGCUAAUGGAACUUGGAGUGGCAAUGAACCAGCUUGUGAUAUUGUCACCUGUCCACCUCUCUCUGACCCUAAUAAUGGAAUGGUCAACGUACUUAACAACACCUUCAUGAGUAAUGCCACCUACACCUGUGUCCGUGGCCACAAUCUGACUGGAGACACCACUAGGACUUGUGAGGCUAAUGGAAACUGGAGUGGCAGUGUACCAGUUUGUACUCUUAUUGACUGUGGCAACCUCCCUGGCCCGGACAAUGGCUUGGUCACUAUCACUAUUGGCAACUUUGGUAGCAAUGCUUCCUACACGUGUGAAACUAGCUACAAUCUGAAUGGAGAUAUGACCAGAAUGUGUCAGGAUAAUGGAGACUGGAGUGGGUCUGCUCCAACUUGUGAUCCUGUUGACUGUGGUUCCCUGGACGACCCCACCAAUGGAGCAGUGAACACAUCCUCUGGAACCACCUUCAUGAUGAAUGCUACCUACACCUGUAACACUGGCUAUAAUCUGAAUGGUACAAACACUAGGACUUGUCAGGCUACUGGAGACUGGAGUGGCAGUAAACCAACUUGUGAUAUUGUCACCUGUCCAGCUCUCUCUGACCCUGAUAAUGGAAUGGUCAACGUACUUAACAACAACUUUGGGACCAUUGCUUCGUACACGUGUAACACUGGCUACAUGCUGACUGGGGAUGUAAUUAGAGUUUGUGAGGUUACUGGAGACUGGAGUGGGUCUGCUCCAACUUGUGAUAUUGUCACCUGUCCAACCCUCACUAACCCUGAUAAUGGAUUUGUGAUUGUACCUGAUGGCAACUCCUUCAUGAGCAAUGCUACGUACUCAUGUAACCGUGGAUACAAUCUGACUGGAGACACCACUAGGACUUGUCAGGCUAAUGGAGAGUGGAGUGGCAGUGUACCAACUUGUCCUCCUGUCGACUGUGGUCCCCUCUCUGACCCAUCCAAUGGAGCAGUGGACACAUCCUCUGGAACCACCUUUUGGAGCACUGCUACCUACAGCUGUAACACUGGAUACACUCUGAUUGGAGAUAUGACCAGAAUGUGUCAGCCCACCAGUAGCUGGAGUGGCUUUGCUCCAACUUGUAACUUGGCUUGUCCAGACCUCACCAUCCCAGCCAAUGGAGGAGUGGCGUACAGUGACACCACCAUCCCCAGAGCUGAGAGUUCCACGGCUACCUACUCCUGUAACCCUGGCUACCAGGUGACUGGACUGAUGAUGAGGACGUGUAGUGUCAGUGGAUGGAGCACUGGAGAUGACCCUGUCUGUACUGCACUCAGAUGCCCAGUGGGAACCUAUCAAGAAGAGUUGUCCACUGGAGAGAGUGUUUGUGUGCCUUGUCCUGGAAACAGCGCCAGCAUUGUUGAAAAUAGUGUGGAGUGUACCUGUUUUCGCGGCUACUACAGGACAGCAUUGGAGGGACCAAAUAUUCCAUGUUCAACUCCUCCGAACAACUGUAAGAGUUUGCAAGCAGUUGCUGAGAGGACUCGAGGUAACAUAAUCACUGUGCGUUGGGAGAGGCCAGAGAUCACUAGGAGAGAUGACUUGUACUACAACAUAUUCUACUCUGAGGACAACCAGACCUUCACUCAACACAACAGCAGGCCGUAUGUCAAACAAGAUGUCCUGGUGGACUACUCAGUGUCUGGUCUGCAGCCACUCACCACCUACACCAUCCGAGUGAUCCCUGAGAAUGGAGUGAGCAAUCAGGAGGAGGGAGGGCAGAGCAGGAGCUGUGAGGUCGUUGCCAGGACUGGGGAUACGAGGUCUAACGCCCCCUCCCUGGUGAUCGGUUUCUGCACUGUUGUGGUUUGGACCACGCCCACAAGGUCGUAUGGGAGGAUCACUGGCUAUGACGUCAGGUUCAUUCCUCAAGGGUCUGGUUCAGAUCUGAUGGUGUCUAAAGGAAGAAGAGAACUUUUCCACGCAGUUGGAGAUACUGGGCUAGUCACCACUGACAACGUCAUGGUACAGGUGAGAGCAAAAACGUCAGCUGCAGAGGGGAGGUGGAGUGAGCUGGUGCCACUGGGUUGCAGGAAUGCUGAUGGUUUCACUGGCCCUCUAUGAAUGAAUCAGACUUCCAAUUAACACUGAAUUUAUACUAAGAACUCAUCAUACUGUGCUUCUUAUGAAGAGCUGGUAUUCCUCAUGUAAUGACUGCAUGGUUAGAUUGUAAUACAUAGUUGUACCAUGGAUAUAAGGAUUUGUAUACCCAGAACAAGGCUGGUUAAUUAAUUGGAAAGAAAUACUGAGUAAAAGAAUUCUGUGUUCCCCGAGGGCUACCAGCUUUCAGCCUGGUGUAUGUGCAACUUGUGCACCCACUGACUUCAUGCACCCAAUGAGCCCUCUGACACUGACCACACUGGAGAGAUCAUCUCGUUCUUUGCUGUUGGAUCAGGAGUUGGUACUGAUCAACGAGCCUGGUAUUGCUACACCGGAGUCACUGGUGGUGCAGUGUGGCAGGGUCCUGGUGGGAGUACAUUGCCCAUAGUUUUUGACAGGGAUGCAGUUGGGGACAAACUGUUCAUCAGUGCUGUUAAUCCUGCUGGAGACGUUGUUCUGCAUCGUGGUCCUGAUCACUACAGUCCUCAUGGAGAACACUGCUGUGUGAGGACUGCUAAUGGCCCUGCACAGAGUAAAUGUGUCACCUUCACUCCCUGCCCCACACUGAGUCCCCUGUCUAAUGGAAUGAUCUCAUAUGAUGCAGACACCAACAUAGCCACCUACACCUGUGACACUGGGUACACCAUCAGUGGAGCUACUCCGAUAACUUGUAUGAGUGAUGG
Molecule: messenger RNA, 4023 nt
Organism: Halichondria panicea
Lineage: Eukaryota; Metazoa; Porifera; Demospongiae; Suberitida; Halichondriidae
Product: sushi, von Willebrand factor type A, EGF and pentraxin domain-containing protein 1-like
Exons: 19
Coding region: 74-3304 (1076 amino acids)
Molecular function (GO): protein binding
Source: RefSeq, a predicted model, not a curated record